Cooperia oncophora is the source of this 333-nucleotide messenger RNA. Lineage: Eukaryota; Metazoa; Nematoda; Chromadorea; Rhabditida; Trichostrongylidae. The record is from the annotation of a GenBank genome assembly.
AUGACUGUCUUUAUGCAACUGAUGGACAUGCACUCUUACCGCAAAAACGUGGUUCCAGCGGGAAAAAUUCAUCUUUCGUUUGAAGCUCAACUUCUUCUCGCAGCAGUUGGAGGAUAUGAGGUUGAAUCUAGAGGAGAAAUUAUAGUGAAGGGAAAAGGUGUUAUGGAGACUUUUUGGCUCGUUGGUACCAGCAGUAAUCCACACAGACCACCACUUCGAGAGUUUCGGAACUUAUCAGAGAAGAAAAACGAUGACGAUGGAAAAGAAGAAACUGCACGCAUUACUGAACAUAUAGGAAUAUAUGAAGAAUUCAAGCAAAGGGAAAAAGCAUAA